Molecule: messenger RNA, 1131 nt
Organism: Symbiodinium pilosum
Lineage: Eukaryota; Dinophyceae; Suessiales; Symbiodiniaceae
Source: the annotation of a GenBank genome assembly
AUGUCCUUCAACAAGAUGGGCCUCAAGGACGACGUGCUCCGUGGCGUCUACGCGUAUGGCUUCGAAAGGCCGUCUGCGGUGCAACAGCGAGCUAUUCGUCCGGUUCUGCAAGGCCGCGACGUGAUCGUUCAGUCGCAAAGUGGCACAGGGAAGACUUCCGUUUUCUGUCUCGGUGCUUUGCACGUCGUGGAUGUCACAAGUGUUGAGCCGCAGGCUGUUCUCCUAUCUCCCACGCGAGAGCUCGCCGAGCAAAGCGCCAAGGUCUGUUCCGCUUUGGGUGAUUACAUGGGCGUGAAGAUUCACCGAUGCAUGGGUGGCAAAAGCGUCAAAGACAGCAUCAGAGCACUUAAAUCUGGGAUUCACGUCAUCUCUGGAACGCCAGGGCGUGUUCUGAGCAUGAUCCAGCAGCGGCACCUGGAAGUCAAGCGCAUGAAGUUGCUCGUCCUUGAUGAAGCUGACGAAAUGUUCAGCAAAGGCUUCAAGGAGCAGGUUUAUGGCAUCAAGCGCAGCUUGCCGGAUCGGCUUCAGACGGUGCUGGUCUCGGCCACUUUGCCCGAAGAGGUCCUUGAGAUGACGGCAGACUUCAUGAAGAAACCAUUCCGUCUGCUGGUGAGGCGCGAGGAUCUCUCACUUCAAGGCAUUCGCCAGUACUAUGUGUCAGUGGAGAAGGAAGAGUGGAAGUUUGACACCUUAUGCGACAUAUUUGAUUCCGUGGCGAUCACCCAAGCUGUGAUCUUCUGCAACAACAGAAAGAAAGUUGAUUGGCUCGCUCAGAAGAUGCGCGGAGCGAAUUUUCCGAUUGCCUCUAUUCACGGCGACAUGCCCCAGAAGGACCGUGAUGCAGUGAUGGACGCCUUCCGUGACGGCCGCACGAGGCAGCUCAUAGCUACGGAUUUGCUGGGCCGUGGUCUGGACGUGCAGCAGGUGACCUUGGUCAUCAAUUACGACGUUCCGACAAGUCGAGAGUUUUAUCUGCAUCGGAUCGGCCGCUCCGGUCGAUUUGGGCGGAGAGGUGUCGCCGUGAAUUUUGUCAGGACUGAGGACGAGGCCGUUGUGAAAGAUCUGGAAAAAUUCUACGGUGUUCCCAUCAAGGAGAUGCCUGCCAACUUUGCCAAAGUCCUCAAGGGAUGA